UACAGUCUAUCGGUUAUCGGUUAUCGGCACAGCUGCCAAACGAAUUCUCGGUUUGUUUACAAACUUUUCAGUUUGUUUGGAUUUUUAUGUUCUCUGAAAACGGUGCAGUUGGUGUAGGAUGCUGAGACACUGUCUUGCCAACGUGGACUAUGCCCGCCUCCACGCCCAGCAGCAGUUACGCCCCAAAUGCGGGGAGAUCUUCUACGAGCAGGAGGCCAAUUCCUUUCAACUGAUCUGCCUCCUGUGCGAGAUGAAGCACUUCACCUUCGAGGACUUUGCCCGGCACAUUCGAAACGUGCACUUUGACAAGCAGGGCAGGCCGCUCACGGAGACGUUCACAAUGUCGGCCGCCGCCGCCGUCGAGCCUUUUCCCACUAGCAUCAGGGCCGCUCCAGAGCCGCAUCUCGACUUAAUGUGGAAGGAGGAGGGCUUAGAUAUCGAAGCAGAGCCCGAAACGGAGGAGGUUAAUCCUUUGCGCAUACUGACAGUGGAUGAAAACCUGACUGAUGGCGAUGAAACGAAAGAUUCUCCGCCCUGGCACUCAGAUCGCAAGAAUUUCUCCGAUUUUGAGAGCGACAAUGGGGAUCUGGAUGAGGAGACAGAGCUACAAGAUAUCCGCGGCAGCCUUAAAGACGAGGAGGAGGAGGAGGAGGAUCAGCAAUCAGUAUUCAAGAAACAACGCCAGCCCAAGGACUACAACUGUCCGCACUGUGAUCGCAAGUACACCACACAGAAAUACCUGAACACACACCUCAAGAUGAGCCAUCCGCAUCCGCAGGCCUUCAAGUGCGACGAUUGCGAGGCCACCUUUGAUGCGGAUCGGGCUCUGGCCCAACACCGGCGCAAGGCGCACACAGAAUUUGGCUGUCAGCUGUGCGAGAAGGUGUUCAAGAGCUCCCGUUCCCUGCUGCGCCAUGUCCAGGGCCAUUCGGGGGUGCGGCAGUUCAAGUGCGACCACGAGAACUGCGGCAAAUCCUUUGUGAACCAGCACAAUCUUACCUCACACCGUCGCGUCCACAGCGAGGAACGCAACUAUGUGUGUGAGCUGUGCGGCUAUAGAUCCCGCUACCGCGAGGCCCUUAUCGUUCACCGACGCACCCACACCGGCGAAAAGCCAUUCCAGUGCCAGACAUGCGAUCGCUGCUUCGCCUCCAAGUCGCUGCUCAACGAGCACCAGGCCAUGCACUCCACGGAGAAGCCUUUCAAAUGUGACAAAUGCGAGGCAGCCUUUUCGCGGCCCAAGGCCCUCUAUCAUCACAAGCACCUCCACUUGGGCAUCAAGAAGUUCAAGUGUAAGAUCUGUGGCAAUGCCUACGCCCAGGCGGCGGGUCUAUCCGCUCACAUGCGGGUCCACAAGCUGCAGACGGAUGCAGCCAGCGAUGCGACCACAACGACGUCCGCUACGGCUCCCAUUGAGCUGCUGUUUACCUUUUGACCAGCAGACCUGUACAUAUGGUAUUGCCACAAAGCUGAAGAAAGUAUUGACUUAGUUUGUAAAUUAGUUGGAAAUAUCCUGAAAGGCAGAAGAUUUAACUGAAUUCCUUAAGCGUUCUGUCCCUAUAUGAUAAGUUAGCUUUGUCUGAGUCCUGGAAAAUGUAGACAAGGCAGGAGAAAGUGGUAUUUAAUUAUAGCCAACUUGAAAUCCAAU
Drosophila kikkawai is the source of this 1648-nucleotide messenger RNA. RefSeq names its product zinc finger protein ZFP2. The record is from RefSeq and is a predicted model, not a curated record. NCBI's taxonomy places the organism in Eukaryota, Metazoa, Arthropoda, Insecta, Diptera, Drosophilidae. Gene Ontology annotation, biological process: regulation of transcription by RNA polymerase II. Gene Ontology annotation, cellular component: chromosome. Gene Ontology annotation, molecular function: chromatin insulator sequence binding.